CUGAAGCCAUGGAGAGAUUUUUUCUCUAGAGAACUUCGAUUCAUGAAGAAUAUUGAUUAUGUUUGAUGAUUUCGUCUCCGGAUCUGUUAAAUAUCAUCAAAUUUGUGAAGAUCUAUACUUUAGUUAAUCUUGGAAUUCAUUUAAUUGUUUCUAUUCAACUGACGGGGAGGCAGCUGAGUUGAAACCUUACUUCUAUUGAGAUAUGGAUAAAGCUGAGGGUUCUAAAAGGAGAGGGGGUGCACAUAUAUUCACAACUAUUGAUGGCCUUGAUUUAUCGGCUUGAGUAUCGAAGAGGUAGGGAAGGAAGGGUAUUCUGGAGCGUCCCUUAAACAGGUCUCUUGGAAACGAAUUAUAGAAGCUUUGAACACUGAAUUCAAGGGAACUUUACCGUAUGAUUUAGAUCAGAAAGCUUUAAAAAACCAUUGGGACUCUCUGAAGAAGAAAUAUGCAGUUUGGAGGACCAUUGUUGGAUUAAGUGGUCAUGGUUACAACGACUCAACCGGGAGAUUAGACUGGCUUGAAUAGAAAUGGGUAGAAGCAAUUAAGCAUUAUAGGUGAUGGUGCGGAAAAUUUUGCUGGUGUCUUUGGUUACCCAGAUAGAGUGAUUAGUAAAGUACAAUAACUAGAUCGUCGUUAAAGGAAAAAAUGAAAGCAUUUCAGCUGAUGCUAUUGAACAUGAUGUUGCUAGUGAUACUCUUAAAGCGCAGGCAACAAAGACUACAGAGAAGAGUUCGGCAAAUGUUAUGUACCUCAUCUCUUACAGAAAGAUUAUACAUGAGAGAACUAUUAGAGGGAUCCCCAUCAGUAGUCUACUCUCUUGUAAGAAUGGAUACCAAUGCCUUUGUGCACUUGUGUGACCAUUUUCGAGAGAUGGGGUAUCUUUACGACAGCAAGCAUCUCGAUGUUGAAGGAAAAAUGAUGAUUUUCUUACAGAUUAUAAGUCAAUCAAUGGGAAACAGACUUGUCCGUCAUCGAUUCCAGCACUCGGCAGACACAAUUAGUAAGUACUUCCAUGAAGUAUUGUUAGCGGUUCUUGAAUUUUCCAAGGAAAUUUUGGUGGUGCCAUCAUGGGAAGCACCUGUACCUGUAGAACAGAUUCGAAACUACAGUAAACUUAGGAAAGGUCCGUUUAAAGGUGUUGUUGGCGCAUUAGAUGAUACUUUAAUUCAUGCAGUUGUUCCGCUAGACAGGCAAACUCUUUUCCGAGGAAGAGGCGGGGGUGAGUGUUAUCAAAAUGUGUUGGCAAUAUGUGAUUUCGACAUGAAAUUUAUCUAUGUAGUUAGCGGAUGGGAAGGUGUUGCACAUGAUUCAAGGAUACUGAGUGAAUCUGUCCGUAAUCCAGCCUUCAAUUUUCCAAUGCCACCGCCAGACAAGUAUUAUUUGUGCGAUGCAGCAUAUACGCAUACGAAGGGUUUUAUGACACCUUACCGGAACACAAGAUACUUGUUAUGAUAUUUUCAACGUGGUGUCCGCCCUCGAACGAAGAAGGAAAAAUUCAAUCAGGCACACUCUCAACUUAGGAAUGUGAUUGAAAGAGCUUUCGGUGUUUUGAAGGCAAGAUUUCCCAUUUUGGACAAAAUGCGCAGGUUCAGUUUUAUAACCCAAAAGUAUUUAGUUGUUGCAACCAUGGCUAUACAUAAUUUCCUUAGACGCAUUAGGUUAAAUGAUGAAUUAUUUCGGCGGUUUGAAGAUGUCGGGUUGGAAGUGAACAACCACAUUGAAAUGAAUAGUGAAAGUGCAACAUCAGCUAUGCAACAUGUAUUUAGACCACAAGACCAGAAUUUUAUGCAUCAAUUACGUGAUCAGGUUCCAAAUGAAUUAGAUCUACUUGUUGGGGUAUAAAAUGCUAUUGUGGUUGUGUUCAAGUUAUGGACUAGUGGUGGUACGAGACCUUUACUGGUACUGGUGAGUAGAGGAAGUGCAGGUGAGGAUGAAGUGGGGGGUUUGGUUUGGUCUAUUAUUAUUUUGUAUUGUUGAGGACUUUUUUGAAUUUUUGAAAAUGUUGAUUUAAAAUGAAUCUUGGAAUUUUUGAAUUGCACAA
Papaver somniferum (opium poppy) is the source of this 2041-nucleotide messenger RNA. RefSeq lists its product as uncharacterized. Bases 646 to 1452 code for a protein of 268 amino acids. The transcript is spliced from 6 exons. The record is from RefSeq and is a predicted model, not a curated record. Lineage: Eukaryota; Viridiplantae; Streptophyta; Magnoliopsida; Ranunculales; Papaveraceae.